GUUUCAAGUUUCUUGUUCCGAGGCGCAAUCAUGGGGCAAAUCAAAGUUUGCGGACCUGUCCGCCAUUGGGGCCAGAUUGCCAGGUUCAGAUGGCUUGCUGUCAUUCUCUUAGCAGCUUGGCAGGCAGAACAUGUGCAAUGCAGACUGCAGCCAACUCGAGGUGGCGCACUCGAUGGCUCGGAGGAAUGGGGGUACACCGAAGUCCGAGAAGGUGCGCACACUUUCUGGUGGUUGUACUACAGCAACGCGACAUUAGCUUCCGUCCACGAUGCAACGGUGCCCCUGGUGCUGUGGCUACAGGGUGGGCCCGGGGCAUCUGGGGUGGGCUUCGGCAACUUUGCUGAGAUCGGGCCUCUCAACCUCAAUCUAGAGCCACGCCCCCACACAUGGCUCCAGAAGGCGCACCUGCUUUUCGUCGACAACCCUGUAGGAACAGGCUUCAGCUAUGUCGAGAAAGCUUCCCAGCUGACCCGGACCAACGCUGAAAUUGCUGCCGACCUGGUCGCCUUUGCUGCGGCCUUCUUUGAGGAGCACCCCGCCCUUCAAGCGACCCCCUUUUACAUCAUCUGCGAGAGCUACGGCGGGAAGAUGACGGGGGAAUUCGGUCUCGAGUUGCACAGAGCGGUCCAAAAGGGCCAGGUGAAGACCAACUUCAGAGGCGUCGCGCUUGGUGACUCGUGGAUCUCGCCCAUCGACUAUGUCCUGGCGUGGGGUCCCCUGCUCCAGUCCUACUCGCUGGUGGACAGAGUGGAAACGGACGCCAUCCAAAAGUUUGCGGACGCCACCGAGAGAGCGCUCGAAGCCGACGCGUUCACGAACGCGACCAGCCUGUGGGCCGCCACGGAGGACAUCAUUGAGACCUACUCCGAGAACGUCAACUUCUACAACCUUCUGCUGCACUCCCCGCCCAAUCUGGCAUCCGACGAGUGUUCUAAAAGCGAACGCCUGGCCUGGAGCGAAGCAGUCCUAGAGUCGGUCGAGCGAAACCUUCAGAGAGUGUCGGAGGCCCGCGCCUCGCAGCAAAGCUUGCGCCUACGAAGAAAAAGACCGCAGAACAUGGGAGCGACGGAUCAGACGGUUAGGAAACUGCACGCUGCGGCCUUGGAUACAGAAGAGGGGGCGGUUUCGGGGGGCGCACUCUUUGCCGAGGCUGUGGAAAAGCUGAGGACGAAGUACGUCGAUCGACUGCAUACAGACCCGUUGGAUGGGCUGAUGAACGGGCCGAUCCGACAAAAGCUCGGAAUCAUUCCCAAAAACGUCAGGUGGGGUGGGCAGUCGACCCAGGUGUUCGCGCGCCUGGCAGGAGACUUCAUGAAGCCCGUAGUCGACAAGGUAGAAGCUCUUCUGGCUACCGGGGUGAGCGUCACCGUGUACAGUGGACAGCUGGACCUGAUUUGCUGUACCACCGGCACGCAGGCUUGGAUGCAAAGCUCCAAGUGGCCGGGGCUCGACACGUGGAACAAGGCGCAGCGGCAGCCCAUCUACGUGGAAGCGUCCCCGCAGGUGGUAGCGUUCGUCAAGGCUUCCGACAACCUGGCCUUCUACUGGAUCUUGAACGCGGGUCACAUGGUACCGGCAGAUGUACCUGUCGUUGGCUUGGAGCUCUUGACGAGGAUCACGCGCAGCUAGUCAGCGGACUCGAUAGGUAGGUUCAGAGGUUGAUUUCCGUCUAAUGCUCGAAGAGCCCUGGUGAAGUCUGCAGAGAGCUAUAGCAUGUGGAACCGGAACAAGCGUAGGGACUGGGACGCGUACGGCAAUAGUUGUCCUGAGCGCACCCAGUCACGGUUGUUCCCGAGUGCGGUCGAUUUGUGUCCAUUGUGAUGCCGAUUUACGUGCAGUGGCACUCAUAUGAAGAUUCCAUCCCGUCUUCCAGUGCCGACCCUAUCCGUGAAGUGGCCGAGG
This is a messenger RNA of Klebsormidium nitens, 1902 nucleotides long. The record is from the annotation of a GenBank genome assembly. Lineage: Eukaryota; Viridiplantae; Streptophyta; Klebsormidiophyceae; Klebsormidiales; Klebsormidiaceae.